Galeopterus variegatus (Sunda flying lemur) is the source of this 744-nucleotide messenger RNA. Its product is annotated as transcription elongation factor B polypeptide 3-like. The record is from RefSeq and is a predicted model, not a curated record. Gene Ontology annotation, cellular component: nucleus; elongin complex. Gene Ontology annotation, biological process: transcription elongation by RNA polymerase II. The annotation marks the transcript as partial. The transcript is spliced from 2 exons. NCBI's taxonomy places the organism in Eukaryota, Metazoa, Chordata, Mammalia, Dermoptera, Cynocephalidae.
AUGGCAGCCGACGGGGCGCUGCACGCCGUGGUCAAGCUGCAGGUGCGCCUGGCUGCCCACUCCGAUCCCAAGAAGCUGGCGAAAUACCUGAAGAAACUCUCCGCCUUGCCAGUGACAGCACACACCCUGGCGGAGACUGGAGUCCGCAAGACGGUCAAGCGCUUGCGCACACACCAGCACGUGGGCAGCUUGGCCAGGGACUUAGCCGCCCAGUGGAAGAAGUUGCUGGUCGUGGCGCGGGACACCCGGCCUGAACAACUGGCCUUUGAGGAGAGCCGUUCCCGAAAGCGCCGCAGGGAGGAGUUUCCGAAGGAGCCGAAGGUGCAGGGCGCCUGCCCAGAAAGCCACGGAGCCUCCGAGAGCCCAUCCGACGGCACGGAGCACGGACGCAGAAAGCACAGGAGACUUUCGCAGCCCCAGACACCUCCCAAGGGGUCUUCCGCGGGGGGAGACCCGUGUCCUGCUCUGGAGCCCGCGUGGGAGGGGUGCACGCCCGAUCAGCCAGGUCGCAUCAUCGAGAAAUACAAUCCCACACUAGCGAAAGAAACGGACCCCUUAUGGAAAAGGCGCUGUCAACGAGACUUUAAGGAGGCCCGGCCGGAGGAGCACGAGUCGUGGCGGGAGAUGUACCUGCGGCUCCGGGAGGCCCGAGAGCGGCGGCUCCGGCUGGUGACCAUGAAGAUCCGCUCUGCACGCGCCGAGAAGCCCAGAGGCCGACAGACACAGAUGAUCUUCUUCCACUCU